This is a messenger RNA of Naegleria gruberi, 578 nucleotides long. RefSeq names its product rho GDP-dissociation inhibitor family protein. Gene Ontology annotation, biological process: Rho protein signal transduction. Lineage: Eukaryota; Heterolobosea; Eutetramitea; Acrasida; Naegleriidae. The transcript is spliced from 3 exons. The record is from RefSeq and is a predicted model, not a curated record. Bases 1 to 549 code for a protein of 182 amino acids. Gene Ontology annotation, molecular function: Rho GDP-dissociation inhibitor activity; protein binding. Gene Ontology annotation, cellular component: cytosol; cytoplasm; membrane.
AUGACCACAGGAAACGAAAGUAUUGAUCAAAUCCUCAACAAGGAUACUGAAGAUGAAUCUCUCAGAAAAUACAAGGAACAAUUGUUGGGAGCUGCUGCUAAAGGAAUUCCAAAGACUGAUGAUCCUCGUCGUGUUGUUGUUGAAACUUUUGGAUUGAGAUUCCCUGAUGGUGAACACCCAGACAUUAUUAGAGAAGUUGACACCAAGGAAAAGGUUGCUACUUUGGAAAACGAACCUAUCAAUAUCAAGGAAGGUGUCAAGUAUUUAUUCAUUGUUACUUAUAGAGUACAACACGACAUUGUCCCUGCUUUGCACUUUGUUAACACAAUCAAGAAGACUAUGGUCACUGUCGAUCAACAAAAUACUAUGAUGGGAAGUUAUGGUCCUCGUGCUGAACCAUACACCUACAAGUCACAACCACAAUAUGCUCCAAGUGGUAUGUUGGCUCGUGGUUCUUUCAAGGCCAACACCAAGUUUGUUGAUGAUGAUGGAAAAUGUCACUUGGAAAUGAACUACAGUUUGGUCAUUAAGAAGGACUGGACUGAUUAAACUGUAAUAAAAUGUAGAGAUAGAUGUAU